AUGUAUCAUUUACUUAAUGAAGAAAAAAGGAAAAAGACGUCAAUAUUGGUUUUAGAUUAUCGGUUAGCUUGUCAUGGAUACUUGGUGGGUACACAAUUAUAUGAAUUGGCUGCAACUUAUGAUAAAUUGGCCUCAGAAGGAAACACUAACAUCGUCUUGAUGGGUGAUUCAGCUGGUGGCAAUUUAGCUAUUGCAUUUGCUCAAUAUUUGAAACAAGAAAAGAAUCCCAACUUGCCUUGGCCAAAGUCAACAGUAUUGAUUAGUCCCUGGGUUAAACUUGUUGGUGAUAAGGAACAAUUCACUGAAGGACAUUCUUAUCAUGACAAUGAAAAAUACGAUAUGCUUAGUUCGCACUUUGCCAAAGACCCUAAACGUCAAGCUCAGUUGUUGGGUGACAGAAAUCCAGUUGAUUUGUUAAUUUCGCCAGGAAAUAUGCCUUACAAAACCAGUGAUUGGAAAGAUAUCCCCACUUUCAACAACAAAGGCUAUUCCACAUUUGUGAUUAUUGGCGAGCAUGAAGUAUUUAGAGACGAUAUUUUGGAAUGGUCGAAAUAUGCACUUGGUUCGCCAUUGGUACCACAGAGUCAAGAUUCGCGCGGUGUCUUCAACCCAAAAGUACAUGAAUGCAAGAGUAAGGGAAUUGACGAUGCGUAUAUUGACGUUGUUAUUGAACCUUGGGGUAUACAUGAUUCAGUUUUGUUUUUUGAAAAUAACAUCAUUGGGAAAAUAGAGAAGCAGGGCCAAUUGAAGUUGGAUGAAUUAAAUGAUGAGAUAUAUUUUGGAAUUGUUAGAAUUACAAAGUUUUUGAAUAAGACAUUACAGGUAGAGUAG
Messenger RNA from Lodderomyces orthopsilosis Co 90-125, 831 nucleotides. RefSeq lists its product as uncharacterized. The transcript has a single exon. Bases 1 to 831 code for a protein of 276 amino acids. The record is from RefSeq and is a predicted model, not a curated record. Lineage: Eukaryota; Fungi; Ascomycota; Pichiomycetes; Serinales; Debaryomycetaceae.